AUGAGGUACGAUGGGACCCAAGACCCCCAAGAGCAUCUAAUGGCCUUUGAGUCCAGGAUGAACCUGGAAGGGGUGGGUGACGAAGUCAGGUGUCGCGCCUUCCCUGUGACCUUAGCGGGACCGGCAAUUCAGUGGUUCAAUUCUCUCCUCCAAGGCUCCGUAACCACCUUUUCCGACAUCGGUCGCGCCUUCCUGGAUCAAUUCACCACACGUAUCGCUAAAGCAAAGCACCUGAUCAACUUGCUCGGGGUGACAGAGAAAACUGGCGAACCGACUAGGAAGUACCUGGACAGGUUCAAUGACGAGUGCUUGGAGAUUGACGGUCUAACCGACUCGGUGGCCAGUUUGUGCUUAACGAACGGUUUGCUGAACAAGGAUUUCAGAAAGUACCUCACCACCAAGCCCAUGUGGACAAUGCAAGAAAUUCAAAACGUAGAUAGGAAGUACAUCACUGAUGAGGAGGUUGGUCAGGUCGUGGCAGCCAACAAGCAGCAGCCCACCUACAACCAUGCCUGCUAG
Molecule: messenger RNA, 519 nt
Organism: Arachis ipaensis
Lineage: Eukaryota; Viridiplantae; Streptophyta; Magnoliopsida; Fabales; Fabaceae
Source: RefSeq, a predicted model, not a curated record